AUGCUUGAUUUCUUUAUAUUUCUAACGGAAGGUGGAAUUAUUCUCUGGGUCACGGUAAGUUCUCGACCAUUUGAUAAAACUAAAAAAUUUAAAGAAACUGCAGAAGAAUCAAAAAAAUGCUUCGUCUACGUAAUGGAAAGAAAGGACGUGGUGGACGAAGACAGAUUAGAAUUGUACAAAAACGAUCUAACUAAUCUAAUGUUUCAUCAGAAUGAUCAUGUUUACGAGUGGAAAUUACAAGGCGGCCAAAAACUUAUCACAGUUCUUAACAAAAAAACUUCCGAAAAGAUUAAAGAAUUCUUAGGAAAAGAUAAAAAAAACAGAUAAUUGCAUUAGGUAUGAUCUCCUAUUUUCUGAAAUUAAAG
This is a messenger RNA of Rhizophagus irregularis DAOM 181602=DAOM 197198, 365 nucleotides long. The record is from RefSeq and is a predicted model, not a curated record. NCBI's taxonomy places the organism in Eukaryota, Fungi, Glomeromycota, Glomeromycetes, Glomerales, Glomeraceae.